Cooperia oncophora is the source of this 1566-nucleotide messenger RNA. NCBI's taxonomy places the organism in Eukaryota, Metazoa, Nematoda, Chromadorea, Rhabditida, Trichostrongylidae. The record is from the annotation of a GenBank genome assembly.
UUGAAUUGUGUUGUUACCGCAUUUCAGAGAGCCGUAGCGCUAGGCGUGUUCAUAGUGAAUCAAGACUUCCUGGAACUUUGCCAACAAGUCAAAUCACAAGAAGAAAUCGAGAGAGUGGCGACUGAGUGCAGGCUUCCACUUUUUGCUGGCCUCACUAUCGCUUUCUUUGGCUUUAACGAUGAAAUAGCAGAAGACCAUCUACAUACCGUCGAGUCAAAUGGUGGCCACGUGAGCACAACAACGAAAGACGCAACUCACGUAGUUGUGGCUCCUGACGUGCGGCCGCCAGCAUCUUGCCAUGGAAAGUACCUUGUCACAAUGGAUUGGUUCCGUGAGAGUAUGGAUUUGGGAUGGUGUGCGAAUGAGCAGUGUUUUGAGCACAAAUGGGUAGAGCCUUCGCCUAAACUAGGACGUAGAAACAGUUUCUUGAAAUUAUCAAGGAGAAGAGGACCGGAAUCAAGUGCGAAGAAGUACAAGCGUUAUCAGUUAUGUUUGGAACUAUUCAAAACGGAAGUUAACUGUUUGAAAGUGUCAGAUUUCCUAGUGCGGCUUUUCGAAGAGAACACGUAUGUGUCAGCGGAGGCAAACGAUAUUAUGUUUGGCGUGUACAGUUCGAUGCGUAAAGCUCACGAUAAAAUUGUGCAGAGAAUGGGUCAGGUGCUUGAUACAUGGAACGAUCACAGUACUGUUGGAGACAUUAUCGUUGAAGAAUCUCCAUUACUCGUAGCAGCCUACACACCGUAUUUCCAUGCGCUAGAAACUUCGCUGCAGUAUUUGAAAGAGAAUCGGAAGAAGAAUACAAAGUUCAACUCAUUUAUAGUGGAUAAGGAACGUGAUAGAUCGCUGGGAAAUCAGAAAGUGGAAUACCUGCUGAACGUACCAUUCCAACAGAUAACGAGCAGGAUUCCAGUUUCAUUAAAAGGUUUGGCUAGUAAAAUGUAUCUUUUUGAAGGGAAUAUAGGAAAAUUAUCGGCAAAAAUCCCCUUUCUGAGUUGUGCCAUAGUUUCGACUAUUGGACGUUCAUACCUCGCGCUGGUUGUCGCGAACAUCAAUGAGAGCAAGAGGUUGGGAGCUGAAAGUGAAGCGAUUUUCAAGAAAAUGCAGGAUUUGCCGGGCCACAUUCUAAAAUCACCUCAUCAGUUCAUCUGUGGAUUGGAAUUUCUCUCAAUACCAAAUGGAGAUAACAUCUGGAAUUGUUUUGUUGUCGAGCUGCUACUUUUCAAGGAUUGUGUUCUGAUGACUGAGAAAUUGGGUCGAAAUAUGUCCUGUGGUGCCUUCUUACGCGGACAACCGGCGAAAACUCUGAAGUUCAUAGAGUACUGCGAUCUGGUCAGAAUUCGAGCUGUAAGAAUAAUUUUGAAUUCAGAGGAUGAACGUAUACUAGUGAUUGUUGUUCGAAAUCCAACAAAAGAUGCUGAAUGGUGCUUGCAAAUCGUGUAUUCCAACGAAAUGGUCAAUGAUUUCUUGGCAAAAUUAGUGGAAGAAGUAUUUCUAGCCACAGGAAGGCAUAUCUCAGUGGAAAUAGGGUGCUCAGCGGAAUUCGAUGAAACAACUUUGAAUGAGUAA